CCGGGCGGGUGGAGUCGCCAGACGGAGGGCGGUGGAGGCGGAUUUCCUGGGAGGGCUCUCUGGAGCUACCAUGGCGUUUGGGAAGAGUCACCGCGAUCCCUAUGCUACCUCCGUGGGUCACCUCGUAGAGAAGGCUACAUUUGCUGGAGUUCAGACUGAAGACUGGGGCCAGUUCAUGCAUAUCUGUGACAUAAUUAACACCACGCAGGAUGGGCCAAAAGAUGCAGUGAAGGCACUGAAGAAAAGGAUCUCCAAAAACUACAACCACAAAGAAAUACAACUUUCCUUGUCACUGAUUGACAUGUGCAUGCAGAACUGCGGUCCAAGUUUCCAGUCUCUGAUUGUGAAGAAGGAGUUCAUUAAAGACACUCUAGUUAAGCUGCUGAAUCCCAGAUACACUUUGCCGCUGGACAUUCAGAACAGAAUCUUGAAUUUCAUCAAGGUAAGUCUGUUCAUUUAUAUCAAGGGAUGGGAAAAACUUUACAAGACGGGUCGGGAGAUGCAGGAGAGGAUCAUGGACCUGCUGGUGGUGGUGGAAAACGAAGACGUGACCGUUGAGCUAAUUCAAGUGAACGAGGAUCUGAAUAAUGCCAUCCUUGGCUAUGAGCGGUUUACUCGAAACCAACAAAGACUUCUGGAACAGAAUAGGAACCUGAACGAAGCUACCAAUACUUCCAAUGAGCCCUCUGCUCCUUCCUGUGAUCUUCUCGACCUUAGUCCCAUCCUGCCAACACCUAUGUCCAAUGGGGAAGCACUCAAUACCGUGAAUGCUCAGCUUUCAGCCUUAAGUGUCAGCUCUCCGAGUCCUGUUAUAACAAGCAACUUGUAUUCCAAUCUUCAACCACAGUUGGACUUGCUAGCAUCGGAAAACACAGAAGCACCUACCCUGUUUGCCCAAAGGACCAGCCAAAACCUCGCCUCAAGUCACACGUAUGAUUUUCCAGAAAACUCCAAUUCAGUAUUACUACAGCCAGUUAGCCUACAGCCUGCCACAGCAGCACCACCGAGCCAGAGGCAACCACCCUUGCCCAGCAAUCAUCCAGGGCUAAACAAUGAUCUCCAACCACCCAAUUACUACGAAGUAAUGGAGUUUGAUCCCUUAGCUCCUGCUACAGAAGCUGUUUAUGAAGAAAUUGAUGUUUACCACCACAAAGGAGCUCAAAAUCACAGUGACUGCUAAGAUGUAUGAUCAGCUAAUUAGCAGCACAAAGGGCCAGCUCGAUAAAUAAAGCAGUCCCUGCUCCACUGAGGCCUGAAAGUCAAGUCCUGCCAACAGGGAAGUCCAGUGGACCACUUCUCAACAGAAUAGUUAACAUUUCCCAGCUAACACUGCUACUCCUGACAAUGGCUCAGGAUUUCAGGAGAAGCUGACUAUAACAACUACAACUUCAGCAGAAGGAAAACUGCCUGGUACUAGGUCAACUGGUUAAGUUGAAGACUCUUCUGCUGCACAGGCAUUCCUACCAAUAGACAUCAUCACAGACCUAUAAGAGUACUUGAAGAUCAUCCUACUACAAAACAUUGUGAACAGAUGGGGCAGGAAGUGAGGAAGAAAAUGAGUGCCUUCACUUAACUGAAUUUGAAUGUAGAAGUCAGUUUGCAUUUGUAUAUAAAUAACAAUUUGGUUUAAACUUGAUGAUCUGUUUAAUUAUAUUUCAAGUGCCUGAGCAGGUCACUGCAUCAGGUGGCCUUUGUAAUGUUAAACAUUCUUGCCUUUUAUUAUAAUUUACAUUUUGAAACAAAUACUGGAAAACAAAAUUGUGCAUCAUUCAUUUAAAAUUAAAUUACUAUUAAUUUGUCA
Molecule: messenger RNA, 1801 nt
Organism: Myodes glareolus (Bank vole)
Lineage: Eukaryota; Metazoa; Chordata; Mammalia; Rodentia; Cricetidae
Source: RefSeq, a predicted model, not a curated record